Messenger RNA from Fonsecaea nubica, 1680 nucleotides. RefSeq lists its product as hypothetical. Gene Ontology annotation, biological process: positive regulation of transcription by RNA polymerase II; DNA-templated transcription. Gene Ontology annotation, molecular function: zinc ion binding; sequence-specific DNA binding. The record is from RefSeq and is a predicted model, not a curated record. Lineage: Eukaryota; Fungi; Ascomycota; Eurotiomycetes; Chaetothyriales; Herpotrichiellaceae. The transcript is spliced from 5 exons. Gene Ontology annotation, cellular component: nucleus. Bases 1 to 1680 code for a protein of 559 amino acids.
AUGAUCAGGUCAAGCCUCAAAGACGGCGGUGAAAUUGAGGACGAUCCAUUCUCCUUGGACGGCAACGCCUACGAUCUUUCCUUGAAGAGAGUAAACUCUGACAUGACGCUUGAUCUGAGCCGACUGCCAUCACUCGAUUAUGCCAUCUACCUCGUUAAUACGGUCAACUUCCACCUGGGCGGAAUUCUUCGGUUGUUCGACGAGUACGAAUUUCUGCAAAAUCUCCAUGAAUUCUAUAAUCAAGGUUCGCAGAAGGCUCGUGCACACAAACUCUGGUACAUCCAAUGUCUCCUUCUCCUCGCACUGGGGAAAGGCUUCCUCAACGUUCGAAAUUCGCCAGACAACACAUCAUCAACGGAUUACUUCGUCCGUGCGAUGUCUAUCCUUCCAGACACUACGGAGCUCUAUGAAGAGCCCGUUCUGGCCGUCGAAGUACUUGCCACCGUUGCCUUGUACUUUUACUGUUUGGAUAUGAAACAGAGCGCUUAUUCCUAUAUUGGACAAGCUCUACGAAUAGCUCUGGUGGAGGGACUGCAUGCCGAAUUGCCCCCUCUCCAGCUGGGGGAUCGUUUCACCGAAAGGUGUCGGAACGCUUGGUGGACAACCUACAUCCUAGACCGUACCUUGUCUGCAGCGGUUGGGGCGCCUAUUUCCGCCCAAGAUAGCCACAUUCAGCAGUCUCUCCCUUCGCCUCAGCAAGUCUCGCAACGCGACGCCACCUUAGUCAUGCACGUCAAGUUGUGUCGCAUGGUAUCAUCCAUUUUGACAGAGCUGUACACUGCGAAUGGAAGCCUAGAGAAUACAUAUCUCUCAAAGGUCAGAUCGGUUCUGAAGCAGAUGGCCGAUAUUGCGAAACAACUCGAGGAAGUUAUAGAUUUCAAGUUUAAGAGUUCUCUGGAAACACUUUCUAAAGGAGCACUGUAUUUGAGAAUGCUUUACAAUCAGGAGACGCUACAGUCCCUCCGUCCCGGCUCCAAUGGUGUGAAGGUCUAUAUUCCACCUUCAAUACGCGAUCUGUUGAAAACAUGCUCAGAUUCUGCCACCAAAACGCUCAAGAUGCUCAGCGCCUUGAGCAGCCACAGUUUCCUUGACACAUUUCUUCCCUUCGAUUUGGAAUUUGCUUGUUCGGCAUCAUCCGUGGUCACGAUGGUUGACGAAAUUCUUCGAGGUGCAUCAAUAUCCUCAUCCACCAAAGAUCUGCGCCACAAGAUUCUUGAUGAGAUUGCAGCAGGAGGAAACAAAGCUGCCCCGUACCGACGAAGAGAGCUACGGAGGCUCUCAGAACUAGCCGACCGUCUGUGGAACACCAUCGAUGCAUUGAAUGCCCAGAAUCGCAGCCCAGGAACGGCAGCAUCAGACCACGAAGUGGAUCAGGUUCAUCAACAACGACAUAAUCCCAGCGUACAAUCAGAGGAUCACCAGCUUGGACUUGAUUCUCGAGCGGGUGACGAUGGAGCGGCGAUGGCCGAACUGCCUGGCAAUGGUCUUGAACAACCUCUGGUCCUGCUUGAGGAGCAAGCCAUUGCGAUCCCUCCGGGGGCUUCAGUUUCAUCUUCUGACUUUGCUCAAACCUUUGAUUUCUCGCCCGAGCAGAUGCUUCUUCUGGCAGAUCAUCUGGACGUAAAUGCACUGCAAACUGGGUUUGAUUUUGCGAGCCACGGGUUCAAUGAGUGGAUCUGA